Messenger RNA from Laetiporus sulphureus 93-53, 1236 nucleotides. RefSeq lists its product as uncharacterized. Bases 230 to 1075 code for a protein of 281 amino acids. NCBI's taxonomy places the organism in Eukaryota, Fungi, Basidiomycota, Agaricomycetes, Polyporales, Laetiporaceae. The transcript is spliced from 3 exons. The record is from RefSeq and is a predicted model, not a curated record.
GCCAUUUUUUGCUCCUGAGCCUUCUACUUCGCUCUCUUCACACGGAGAUGAACGGGGAUUACUGCACGCUGCGCGUGGCUUGUCGCUUAGCGUCGUCAGAAAUACAAAGAAUGCACGUGGCUGAUCGGCCACCUAGGCUUAAAGCCCAUCAAGUUCCUGCCCAAUUCCUCCCGUCGACGAGCAACCCAUCCUGCGUUGCGGACGUCUACGCUCGUACAGCAUCUCCAGGAUGACGGACAAGGCAGCCGAGUUUGCCAGGCUUUCCAGCUUCUUCUCUUGUUUAGCCUCUGGUGAUCAUCGCUCUAUCUCACCAGAGUUUAUCUUCAAAAGUUCCGCGCCUGUCGUGCGCACCAGAGCGUACUCGGAGGCGUCAAUCCCCCUACGACAGGCCCAAGCGCAGGCAAAUCCCUCAUCCUUCACCGACUACUCUUUUCCUCCACCGCGAGCUUCUGCAUCACGAGAGAAGACGGACGCCGUUCGCGACGAUGACGCGAUGGCCGUCGAUGAGCAACAGCCGCGCUCGAAUGAACACGUCGCUGAUCCGCCACCCGAUCUGAGCGCGUUCGCGAAACGCGUCGCGGACGUGUUGAUGGAGUCGAAGUCCAAGUAUCAGCCACUUCCGACGAACCACAGGAGGAGGAAUACCGUGACCGUCGACUUGAGGGCCGGGAUUGACCCAGAGACCCUGUCAAGGAACAUCAAAAGGCGUCGCACUGUUGCACCGCAGCCAGACCACAGCGAGGAUCAUCCCGAUGGGAAUGACGCCGGCGACGUGUCCAUGCGCUGUUCGUCGCCGAGCGAGAUGAGCGAUUGGGACUUCCAAGUUCCACCCUCGCCCGCCACUCAUGGCCGCCAGCGGACAUUGAGUCUCCGCAGCACCCAGUCUCGCGAGACCGUCAUGUCGGAGGAUGCCAUCCUCAAGGUUGACGAGGAGAAGGCGCUGAAUUUCGUGAGCAAGAUAUGCCAGAAGCGACUUCGUCAGCACCGUCGUCAGAUGUCUCAAGCAGACUUGAUGCCGCCGCCUCCACUGCCGAGCGAAGCGAGCCCGAGAAAGCGUCGUCUUUCAUCUGACUAGCUGGGUGUGUUUUGGCCUCUUGGUCAUGACUUACGACCUUACGCACUCCUACCUUGUGGCACCGCAUUCGCCAUCCAAAAAUCUCGCAUACCAACGAAUUUUCAUGCUUCCCUCAUGCUCUAUGCUUCCGGUCAUUGUUGUAAUCUGGAAUCUCCUGAUGU